Messenger RNA from Pimephales promelas (fathead minnow), 847 nucleotides. The record is from RefSeq and is a predicted model, not a curated record. Lineage: Eukaryota; Metazoa; Chordata; Actinopteri; Cypriniformes; Leuciscidae.
GUGGCUAACGGAUUCAGAGCAGACGAGCAUUAACACAGCCAGCGACAGCGUCAACAACACCUAACAAUAAACACGGACUCUAUUUCCGUUGUUAUUUUGUUAUUUAGAAUACAAACGUUGUUUUUUACUGAGCGUCUUCUAAUCUGAAGGGAUUCCAGUGAGGGAAGGAGACAUGUCUCAGGAAAAGCCAAACUACCCCAUUAUGGGGGGGAACAACCCCCUUCACAGCGACAUCUAUGGGCCGCCCAAAGUCGAUGCUUUUGGCAUGCCUCCGCCCAACUACAGCCAGGGUCCAGGGGCCCCUCCAUAUGUGGCCCCGGGGCCCUACGGCCAGCCCGGUUACGGCCAGCCUGGUUUCGGCCAGCCUGGUUACAGCCAGCCUCAGCCCGGUUACGACCAGCCUGGUUACGUUCAACCCAUGGCACCAGGGUUCGGCCCUGCUCCGUUCCCAAACCCACAGCAGGCCUACAAUCCGGGGCCGUACCAGCAGGGGCCCGCCCAGCCUGCCUUUGGUGUGGAUCCUAAUGCAUCUAUUGAGAGCCCUGGAUACCACGGUGGAGACGGACCCCCCUCCUACUACGGCAAUGAUGAUUUUACAAACUGUGGCUGGGAAGAUAAGAGUAUUCGACAGGCCUUUAUUAGAAAGGUGUUUUUGGUCCUGACUGUGCAGCUGUUGGUCACCUUCUCUUUUGUGUCCAUUUUCACCUUUUCAUCUGACGUCAAACUGUUUGUACGGAGAAAUCGCUGGACGUACUACGUAUCCUACGCGAUCUUCUUUGUGUCCCUGAUCGUCCUCAGCUGCUGUGGAGAGUUUCGCCGCAGACACCCCUGGAACCUGGUGGCACUG